AUGAGCAUCAACCGACAAGAUACCGAUUUAAUAGACCUCUCGCCUAUAUCCUCCGGUCCCUCCACCCCCAUAUCCCGCCACCACCACCAAUCCCACACCAAUACCCACACUCACACGUUCCCGGAGUCCAAACCGCAAUCUCCUCCGCCCCAGGGCCCUUCCUCCUCCGGCAGCGGCUACGGCAUCAUAUUCGGCCUCUGGCGCCGCUUCUCCUCGCUCGAGUCGCCCACGUCUUCUCCCCUCUCCCACUCACAGCUAUACAAUGCCAAUUCGGAACCCGUAGGCGCGGGCGACGGUAUAACAGGGCCGUUUAUCCCGCCGACGCGCCGCACACCGUCGCCCCUGCGUGGACUGCCUUCUCUCGAGCCCUUGGUGCUGCACGGCUAUCGCACUGACACGCGGACUGAUGAGCGGUUGCUAGCGCAUGGUCUGGCGGAGGAGAUCAGGACGUUCUUGCCCGAACGAUUGAAGAUCAUCGAGGACUGGCGGUUGGUGUAUAGUUUGUACCAGGAUGGCAGUUCGUUGGCUACGCUGUAUAAGCGGUGUGAGGAGUACCGCGGACGGAGGGUCGGGUUUGUGCUUGUUAUACGGGAUGGGAGGGAAGGGACCUUCGGCGCAUACCUGACAGAAGCACCACACCCAGCGCCAUCCUACUUCGGCACAGGAGAAUGCUUCCUCUGGCGCGCAAGCCUGCACGCGCCUCUCCCUCCGCCCCCCUCCGCCGACACAUCCAACAUGAACUUCCGCACGACGACGAUCGCCUCCCCGACCGCCACCACCAACACCAACACCAGCACUACCAACGCCGACUUCCCUAGCGUCGACCGCCAGCCCGCAAGCCAGCUAGCACCCGCGCCGACCGACCUAGAAACCGGCAAGGCAGCGGCCUCGGCUUCGGUGCAGAGCAUCCGGUUCCAGAACUUCGCGUACACGGGCGCCAACGACUACUGCAUCUUCUGCGAGACGGGCUUCCUGUCCGUGGGCGGCGGCCGCGGCGGCACCUACGGCCUGUGGCUGGAUAACGGGCUGACCCGGGGCCAUAGCGCGCCGUGCGAUACGUUUUUGAACCAGCCGCUUAGCGACGAGGGCGAGAAGUUCGACGUGUUUGGUGUGGAGAUGUGGGUUGAUGGGGAGAGCAUGAAGUAUCGCGAUAAUUUCGGCAAGUGUUUAUACGAGCAGCAAGGCAAUGGGAAGCUCGUCGUGGUGUGGUGUAGCAUGAUGCGGUAUACCGAUGAACGAGCCAAGCCCGGCCAGGCAGGGAUGGAAAAGGGGCUGGAAAUACCUAGCAGAUAA
Molecule: messenger RNA, 1293 nt
Organism: Daldinia childiae
Lineage: Eukaryota; Fungi; Ascomycota; Sordariomycetes; Xylariales; Hypoxylaceae
Product: Oxidation resistance protein 1
Exons: 3
Coding region: 1-1293 (430 amino acids)
Biological process (GO): response to oxidative stress
Cellular component (GO): nucleus
Source: RefSeq, a predicted model, not a curated record